Molecule: messenger RNA, 4992 nt
Organism: Cyanistes caeruleus (blue tit)
Lineage: Eukaryota; Metazoa; Chordata; Aves; Passeriformes; Paridae
Source: RefSeq, a predicted model, not a curated record
GGAGGUUGGACCCUGUGGUUCCUUCCAUCCUUAUUCAAUGAUUCUACUGCUGUGAGUUUCGGAGAUCAGCCAUGGGUGUUAGAGGCUUGCAGGGAUUUGUGGCAAGCGUUUGCCCUGAUGCGUGCCAAACGGUAGAUCUGAGAGAAAUGGCAGAAAAACAUCGCAUUGAUCAUCCUGAUUCCCCACCUGUUAUUGUAGUAGAUGCCAUGAGUUGCGUUAGACGCUGGUACACACCAGAAUCCUGGGUGUGCGGUGGCCAGUGGCGGGAGUACCUUGCCAUUUUAGAGGAUUUUAUCAAUGCUUUUAUGGCAGCUGGCAUCAAGUUGGUGUUUUAUUUCGAUGGGGUGGUCGAAGAGAAAAAGAGAGAUGAGUGGAUCAAACGGAGGAUGAAGAAUACUCAGGAAAUAGCCAGAUUAUUUCAGUUUGUCAAGACUCACAGGAAACAGCCAGGGAGGGAAAUGUUUGUUCUUCCUUCAGCUCUGCCUACUUUUACACGUUAUGCCCUGAAAUCACUUGGUCAAAAAACAGUCUGCACAUUGCAAGAGGCAGACUUUGAGGUGGCUGCAUAUGGUUUGCAGCACAACUGUAUAGGAAUUCUGGGGCAAGAUAGUGACUACCUCAUCUAUAAUACAUGUCCCUACUUUUCCAUUGAGAACCUCCGUUUGGACAAACUGGUCACUGUUAUGUACUCUCGAGAAGUUCUUUGCCGUGUGCUGGGUAUUAGUUUGACACACCUUCCUCUCUUUGCCUGCUUGCUUGGCAAUGAUAUUGUUCCAGAAAGCAUGUUGGAAGGCUUUUGGCACAAAUGUUUAACCACCAGUCCCCGCAGGAAUAACAGCUACAACAGAAGAACAAACAUACUGCUGUCUGUAGCAAAUUACAUCUCAAAAAUUCCAUGCUCGUACAGCAGCCUGAAACACUUGGAAGAGAUUCUACCUCUGGGAUCAGACAAGACAUUGCUUUGCAGAGGAGUGAACUCCUAUCUUUUGCCUGGGCAGCAGUCUCCAUGGAUUCCUCCCAAUGUAACAAAUUGUCAAAUGUUAUCCCUUCAACAACAAUCAGCUCUCUGUCAAGAUAAAGAAAUCUUUCAGUUAGCUAAAGAACAGCAUAUCCAAUCUGAAAACUAUUUGGUCUUCAAUAUCCUGAGUCAUGGAGAGACUGAGUGCAGCAACUCCUUGGAAGAUGAUUAUGAUACAGAGAUUCCUGGACAGGCACUUAUCUAUCGCCCUGCUCGUCAGCAUAUUUAUUCUCUCUUGUUGGAAUCUGGAAAAGGUGGAAACCGUCCUUUGGUAAAAGAGUGGUUUGUCUAUUUUGGAAAUCCUCUCAAGCAGCCAGACCUCGUGCAACCUGUACAACCUUCUGUUACAGGUGGAACACCUAAUUUGAAAACACUGUGGUUUGCCAAAGGGCCUGACGUGGAGAAGCAACGGUAUAGGACAUUUCUGGCAUGCUUUAACCUUCAGGGUGAGAUGGAAGAACUCCAAGCUCUGGAAGCACCUGUUGCAGGAUUCUGCUGCUUGCUGGCCUAUCUUAUGAUGCAGGUCAGUAGCCUCUCUCUGGAGGAUUUAAAUGCAUUUCUGGCACUCAUUCUCUGCCUAAAAGGGAAGUCAGCAGCUCAACUGACAAGCCUGCAGCUUGCACAAGUAGACUCCAGGGCUGUACAUCUGGGCGCUGUCCUUAUCCGUGGCCUUACGACUUUGCUCCUGGCUAACAGUGCCUGCGGCUUUCCGUUCAGGAUGGAUGAUCUGAUGCCUUGGGCAGUGUUUGAUGGAAAACUUUUUCAAGAAAAAUACCAGCAGUCACACCGAAGUUGCUCUGUGGAAGAACUUUUGGAAGGCAACGAGUCUUUGUACACACCCUUCCAGAAUCUGAAAUCUCUCAUUUGCAAGGUUUGCAAGACAAAGAACAGAACGAUACAGAGCAGACCAAGAGGGAAUGGAUUUAACACAGGAAGAGAACAAAGAGAUUUUAAUCCCAGGCUCCAACAGCCACACAGAAGUCAUUUUGUUUCUCCAUAUCAUAACCAGAUGAGGGGGUUCACACAGAGACAUCUGCAAUCCCAAGGUAAAAAAUGGGUACACGUUUGUGGGUUUGGAAUUGCUCCUAUCAUCAGUAUAACAGCUCUGUGUCUACCUGCAGUUCAUGUUUAUGUGUGCAGUUACUCUACAGCAGUCAGCAACAAAAUUUGCAUCAGUUACACAGUUGUGUAUUGCCAUUUGCAAAAACUAACUCUGCAGGGUGAGGUGGAGUGUAGCACUGUAAUCUGCAGUCAUCUUCUACUCAAAGUGUUCUGGGAAAUAAGCUUUCAUGUGGUAUUUGUAAUUUUCAUGCUUGGUCUCAGCUGAGCUGUGUUUAAAAUUGUAAUAGUUCUAAAACAAAUUGGCACAGCUGCACAGAAAUGUGUCUGAAGUCUUUAGCUGCAGAUCUUCGUUCAUACUUCAACAAAACACUCAAGCAUAUGAAUAAAGUCAAGCACAUUCUUAAGUGGUUUUCUAGAUCAGGGUCUCUGCUUCCAGGUCACUGCCUAAGUGAUACCAAUGCAAGUUCUGUCUUGCCUUGGCAUUAAUCUUAAGUCAUUCACCAGUCUCACUUCUUGAACAGAACAGACAUUUCAGUGAAAGCCGCUGUGGAUAACACUGUUGAGCUGACUUAAUUCAGUUCUACUUCCUCGUUACUGUGAGUUGAAGCUCAUGCACGUAGAUUAAAGAAAAUAAGCAAAAGGAAGAGAGGUACCUAAGAAACAUCAAUUAUUUUAUUAAGUCUACAGAGCCUGAAUUUCUUUCAUGUUUCCAGGUGAGGUUUUCAAAUAAGAUCACUGAUGUGAUUAGGAAAUAUAAAUAAUAAAUAGAUACAGUGAAGUCUUUAAUGUGUUUCAGCUACCACUGUUGAAUGCUUCAGAGUAAGAUAAUAUCAUUUGAUUUACAAGUAAAAUUCUUUGACCCUCUAUGUAAAAUAUAAAACUAAAUUAUAGAGUAUGUAUGCUGACCAUAGGCAGGACCCAAACUGGUCACUGUUACCAGUUCUUGACCAUCUGAAGAAAUGACCUGAUAUUCAGGGAUCACAUAAUCUCUGACAGGCUCCAGAGGUCUUAUGGCUAGGUGUAUUCCACAACGUAUGUUCCACAGUAACUGUGCUGCUGUGUUAUAAAUGUCUUUCAGUAGCAUUAUUUAAACAUCUUGGCUUCUUCUACACUAGCCCUAUUUCUUCCCCUCAGGAUACUCUUAAAACGUGAUCCCACAACUGCAGUUAUAUCACCUGUGUUAUAAGUAAAACAGGUUUACUGGAAAAAUAAAUCUGUCCUUAUGAAAGGGCCCUGCAGUGUUUUAGAGCUCCUUUUAAAGUGAUCUGCCAACAUGACUCAUUUUGACAAAAUCCUAUUCCUAAGUUUGCUAAUAUUAGCACAGGUAUUUGGGUUACUUCUCUGUGUAUCUGUUGUCUCUGCUGUAUGUGUGUCUCACCAAAGAGAGAGAAAAAAAAGGAACAAAAAAGUAGCUUUUUUAUGUUUGUGGUAGCUUAUGUAAUAAAACUCCUUAGUAAUAUUACUGAUAUCUGUCUAUCCCAUCCUCUGUGUACCUUUUCAUGGUACACUGUUAUGACUCCUGCUAUUGCUUAUAAUAUAUAAAUCAUUGCAUUAAGUGCAGUGAAAAAUAAUGGAACAGUAACCAUGGGACCCAUAUCUUCUGUGUCAGGAGUGUACAUAAUGAUUAGGCAGCCUUUGCUCUCUCUUAUCAGUUAAUGUUUAAGAAUUCUGUGACAAUGUCUCAGCUUCACCAGUGGAGGAAAGAGUGCCUCCACCAAGAAAGCAUCACCCCAAGAAGCAGUGGUAUUUCUCUGAGAGGAUGGCUUGAAUCCCCUCAGGCAGAACAAGAACGGGACUCAGACAUCCUUCAUUAUAUGGUCAAUAAUAAUAACCACCCAGAUGCUGUAAUAAGAAGCUCAUCCUCUAGCUGUAUUUUGAGAACAGGGAAUUCAGCUGUGGCUUUUUUUGUGUUUUGGGAGGGUUGGGGGGCUUUUUGUUUGGUUUUAUUCAUUAACUUCUCUCCAUGAAUUUCUUGGCUGUGUGUUACAAAUGGAUAAAAGUAUAUCCGUGUUACUCAGAGCAGGACAUCUAAGCCUCAGGAAGAUAGAUUUCCCCUUAAUAUUUCUUAUUUGAUAAUUUAUGGAUUUUAGGUUUGUGGCUGCAACACCACACCAUAGCCCAUAUACCCUAUUGAUAGACAAACUUCAUUAAUUAGAAGUUAAGACCACUAAUACAUUGUUUUACAUCACAAUGUAAGCACAUUCUAUAAGAACCGAAAAAUAAACUGAGCAUGAAGAACUAUGGAAAACACUGUUAAUUAUCUGUUUCUUCACAGAAUGUAAUUGCAUCAAAAGGGUAUAUUCACUUCAGUCUUAGUGCACUGUAAAACACAUAACUGCUGACAAUACAAGCAGCCUCUCAUUUGCAAGAUACUUAGUCAGGUCUUCCACACUGGUGUUGCUUUCAAGCGUAUUUCUGAUUAAUAGGAUUUUGGUAGAAAUGUAAUGCUGAUGGGGACCUGGUAGAACUUCAGUGCUGAGAAAAGAUUUCACUUACAUUGUGAGUGCUCCUUUGCUAAUAGGACUCUCUAACUAAAGCAGUGUUGUGCAUAGACACACUUAAACCAGAAUGAAAAUAUUUGUAAAUAUAGUUUAUGUCUGGUUCUAAACAGUAUAUUAUCCUUACCUGCAUUCAUACGGUUAGAUCUACCAGCCACAGAUGAGAUUCACUAUCCCAACCCAUUAAUAUGACUGGGUUUGAAAGUUACAGUCACCCAAGGGUUUUAAGAAGAGCCACCAUGUACUUUAUCCUCCAGGAUCUCAGAAUACUAGCCAUUGUUACACAACUACUGGACGGGGACACUUUUUUUUUUAAGAUAUGUAUAAAUGUAACUUUUCUUGCAGGCUAUCUUAAUAAGCCCUUGUUUUCCUGCUUUAAUAUUCCUUGAAUGUAUUUAAUUCCUCUCUUACUCU